Chondrus crispus (carragheen) is the source of this 312-nucleotide messenger RNA. RefSeq lists its product as hypothetical. The record is from RefSeq and is a predicted model, not a curated record. Bases 1 to 312 code for a protein of 103 amino acids. NCBI's taxonomy places the organism in Eukaryota, Rhodophyta, Florideophyceae, Gigartinales, Gigartinaceae. The transcript has a single exon.
AUGGUGGGAGAGGGGCCAGUUGUCAUCUUCGUCUUCCCCCGACCCGUCUCUAACCCCGUCCCUCCUUUCCUCACCCGGUCCAAUCCUUCGCGACACUCCCAAAAACGCCACAUUCGCACCCUUGAGUUCAACAAACCUCAUGGCGCAGCAAGUAUCCGCGAAAGCCGUCUCUCAAUACCCUCUUCCCCCUCGUCAGUACUACCAAUCAUGCUCGACAAACCCAUCCAGCCCCCCUCCGCCGCCCUCCGAAAACGACUCGUACAGCAUGUUUGGCCGCGUGUACACCACGGAAGAUCGCAUGCCCUCGCUUGA